Messenger RNA from Engraulis encrasicolus (European anchovy), 1009 nucleotides. RefSeq names its product chemokine (C-C motif) ligand 44 (gene ccl44). The record is from RefSeq and is a predicted model, not a curated record. NCBI's taxonomy places the organism in Eukaryota, Metazoa, Chordata, Actinopteri, Clupeiformes, Engraulidae. Bases 44 to 394 code for a protein of 116 amino acids. The transcript is spliced from 4 exons. Gene Ontology annotation, biological process: immune response. Gene Ontology annotation, cellular component: extracellular region. Gene Ontology annotation, molecular function: chemokine activity.
GCAGAAACAGCACAGUGGAUUAAUUCCUCCUGGCAGGCUCGCCAUGUAUCUGCAGAGCGCAGCUGUGAUUUGCCUGACGGUGGCGUUCCUCCUCAGCUCCCUGGAAGGUAAAGGUGUGCAGAUGCAGCGGGAUGUGCAGUGCUGCAUGCAGUACUCCGAGGGCAAGGUGCGCACCAAGGACGUGCUGCGGUUUGAGGAGCAGACCGAAGGGCCCGACUGCAGCAUACAAGCAGUCAUACUGUACACCAAGAGGGCGGUGAAGUGCGCUGACCCCAGGGAGCGCAAAGUGCAGAGGUUACUACGGAAACUGAGGCGGCGGCAGAGCAUGAAGAAUCACAAGACCAUGUGGCUCCACCCACACAUGAACCUGCCGGUCAUGGCUGAGCCAAAAUAACGGGCUGAACAGAAUCCGAACCAUUCCUCCAACCAAGCAGUCUACUGAGUCCUCAGACUGCAUUGAUCAUUGCUAACUGCUUAGAGGUACAGUACGUUAGAUGCCUGAGCUCCCAUUACCAAACACUUUGAUAUUCCGCAGAGAGAGAGAGAGAGAGAGAGAGAGAGAGAGAGAGAGAGAGAGAGAGAGAGAGAGAGAGAGAGAGAGAGAGAGAGAGAGCACACAGAGGAAAAAAUGGGAGAGAGAAGCGAGAGACAGGGCGAGGCUUUCAUAUGUAGUGGAAUGUCUUUCAAACUUACUGUUACUGACUAUGCCAAAGUAUGCCUCUGAAAUAUCUGUUUCUGGAACUGGUCAAUGACGUUUUGGCAGUUACAUGCUAAAAUCGCAGAGUUGAGGGCGGCGGUCUUGUUCUUUGUUUAUAUAACAAUAACGUAUAUGGCUGACACAUGACUGUUAAACACAAAAGAGAUAAUCAUUUAUAUAAAAAGUGUAACCUUUAAAAAAUGUUCUGUGCUCCCAUUUCCUGUUGUAUGUAAUUGCUAUAUUUUAUACUGUACACCAAAUGUUAUUCUUUGUGUCUGUGACUGAAAUGUCAUUUGUCUUCUUAAUAAAAAG